ACGUCGUAUCAAAUUAGCACUUGAAUAUUCUACGCGCCACCUGCUUGAGCGACUGGCCGAUGUCUCGGAUGCAUUGACUCUACUGCUGUUGCCAUUCGUUGUCCUCUCCGCCAUUCCAGUCCACGAAAGAUCUCAUCGAAAAGUGAGUUUCUUCAGUGUAUCUCAACAUCAUUUGGCUAAGAGGUGUUCCGCUGUGCCAGACGAUGCGUGUUGUCUACUUAUUGGUUUUAGCAGGAUUUCUGGCCAUUACUGGCCUUGCUUUUCUCAUCGCUGGAAUCGUACUCCUAAGCAAAGGUGAUGCAUCAUGCUCCGAGGGCUCCAGCAAUACAUCGAAUAGAAAAUCUCUUAACUCAGCACCGGGUAGAAAAUCUCUUAACUUAACAGAGAGAUGUUCCUACUCGGAGGAGGCCAUCACCAAGGGGUUGGACAAGUUCCUCCAGAAAGUACAAGACAGCUAUUACAAGCUUCAUCCAAAUAAAAUCUCUUCAAAGCCGAAAGUGUCUUCAGCAGAAAUACAAGCAAAAUAUCGCUCUUAUGACCCGUCCCCACAAAAUAUCAAGAUUAUUACAGAUAAAGCACUGGCCCUUUUGGAUGAAAUAAAUGCAAUAAUUUUUGAAUCGCAUAAAUUGAAACCACGCGAAAGGAAGGCUUUGGCUCAGGUAAAGCACUAUUUGCAACACAUUUUUGGAACGCCGUACGAUGUCAAUUAUUACGCGGGUGAUUUUCUCCUUGGUCCAAACCUGUGGUGUUGGCAGCCCCUGUGUGAUACUAGAUCUGAAAUGAAAAACAGUCUUUAUCACUUCAAACCAAACAGCACCGAAGACUUGGAAAAUUUACUGAAAAAAUUCGGAGAAAUCAAAGAAACAUUUGUUCAAUACAGGAAGAACAUGGAGUAUGGCGUUUUGGUCGGAAUGGUACGUUCAGUUGAACAAUGCAAAGCUGGUAUCAACGGAUUAACAUCGUAUUUCCGAGAAAUAUCAAUUAAAGGGGCAAAGGGUGUCUUAGAAGAAGAUUUUGUCAAACGUCUGUUGCAAUAUGAGUUUCUUGAGGUCCUCACGAAUAAUUCAGAAGAAAUAAGCACGUGGGAAAAGAAGAACGGAAAGAGCGUGAACCAGUCCCUUAGAGACUCUCUUGUGGAAAACAUUGGUAAACCUAUUGAAGAUUUCUUCACGUAUCUUAGAAAAGAUCAUAUGCAACAUUGCGUCUCCAGUAACGUGUCCAGCGGUUUGGCCACGCUUCCUCUCUCCUACGUGUAUGUCAACAAUACCGCUGACAAGUCAAGACCAGCAAACGGGUCUCUUCCAACAGGAGAACGGCUCAGCGGUAAUGAUUCUUAUAAGCUACUCGUUUCAUAUUUUACAACAAACACCAUGUCCCCAAAGGAAAUUAAUGAUCUUGGAUUCAAGAUGUUAAAAGAACUUUAUCCUCAGGUCCUAGAAGUAGCACGGCUGGUAACACAACAAACUGAUAACGAUACAGCUAAAGAAGAGUUUAGAAAGAAGCUGAAAUCGAGAGUUUCUGAGUUGAACUAUCUAGAAGGGGAGUUUCCGAAGAAUGAGUCUGAUGAAAAUGCUCAUGUGUUGUGUGGUAACGUCGAAGGUGCGAAGAAAUAUUGUCCCACAAGAUGGCGAGCGCUUCAAAACUGGUUUGAUGAGGCCCACAUGGCAUUGGGACUGCUGGAUCCAAAGACGAUUAAUAUGUUUCAUUUCAAUGGUGCAAAACACACAACGCCAAAUUGUCCAAUACAGCUGUCUCCCGACUUCAAUCCUUCUGGAGGAGCAAAUUAUAAUAGGGCUGGUAAAGAUUGUAAAAAGAACGCGCGGUACAAUAUACCUUUCUUCACAUCUGAGCCUGCCAACAGGUACGAAGAAUGGAGUAUAAACGCACACGAAGGAAGGCCUGGACAUCACACGCAAGUGCAAGGUUUAGAGGAACACUUUCGGGAUAGUUGUGGAGGAGUCAUCAAAUGGCUUGAUCAAGAAACUUACUACACUGCCUUUACUGAGGGCUGGGGUCUGUACGCUGAGAACCCAUUGAUUGGCGAGGACACCGAUGUCUAUAAGGAUGAGCCUUUGCAGAAAUAUGGAAUGCUGAAAUGGCAGGUGUGGCGCGCCUUACGGUUAAUUGUCGACUCGGGUCUGCACUACCAAGGAUUUUCCCGCCAAAAAGCCCUAGAUUUUUUCGCAGACUUCGCUUGGGAUGAAAGUGGUGAGGCCUUAAGGGAGGUGACUCGUUACCAAAGCGCACCAGGCCAGGCUACUGCCUAUAUGAUUGGCCAACAGCAUAUCAAGAAACUCAGAGAGUACGCGAAGGAAAUGUUGGGAGAUAAAUUCAAACUUCGUGACUUUCACUACCAUCUGCUAUCCCAGGGUUCCGCGCCAUUAAGUUACUUGGAGCAAAGUAUCGAGACUUAUGUAAAAUGCGUGAAGAACGAAAAUGCUUCCGGAUGUUAUGAAAUUUUAAGUCCUGCAGUGAACGACCCAGCUGCCGAUGUCGAUGACGAUGUGGGGGAUGACCUUUACGAGCCAAUAAGAGGGCGUCAUUAUUUCUGAUCAAAUUCACUAUCAAUCAUCAUAGAGUAUGUGAGCGUACCAUAGCUUUCUUACGUGCUUAAGGACACUCAAAAUAGAUGCAAUUCUCUGAGUAGAAUUGCCUGGGUAAAUAUUUUUACAAGUGACGACGGGUAAUUUAGAACGUUUAGCAUAGCUAAACUUUACUACAUACAACUACUAUACAUGAUAGUAACUGUCAUUUUGAAUUACCAGACUCAGCCUUAGUGUAGUUGUCUUCUUGCAUAGAAUGUUGCGAUGAACAGUUUUUGGCAAAUUUGAUCAAAGUUUACUUACAUGUAGCAUGCAGUUCUUUAAAAUGGUCAAUAAUACAGCCAAUAGAGAAUAAAUGCCCGAAAUCUACUACAGCACUCUUAAAUGUUAGACUUUAGUGAGAAACCAAUGUAAUCUACAAACGUUAUGCUCAGUUCUAAUUUUUUUAUAUCUUGCAUACUCGAGGCUUUUGUAUACGAACUGACAUAGUACAUCAUAACAUCGGUUAUUCUAGACGAUGGAGUAAUUGACGUGAAGAUCUAUCUUAGCAGUAUUGGUACGCUAUGAUUAAUUUUAAGCACUCCUCCUUCAUUUUUCUGCCCGAUUUUCGUUUAUAUUUUCUGGAAUGUUAAACUAAAGGAGAUCUGUCACGAAUAAAAAUUAUUAUUUCUUUUACUCUUAUAAAGCAGAUGUAAUCUCGUUGGUUUAAGUUUAAUUAUGUAUGAUAGGUGGAUUGGUCAGUGAGAUACAGUCCUUAAAGCGAAUUAAGUAUGAGAGCGAUCUUGGCAGUAAUGAACACUACUUGUGCAGUGGCGAAAUUAAGGCCGGAACCACAUUUUUUCAUCAUUUAUUCGUCACUACGCGGGUCUAUCCCUAAGCAACGCCCUUCCGCCCCAAUCUGCUGCUGUUAUCCUGGGUGUUUUUUUUUUCAGGAGUCAUUGAGCUGAACAUUUUUUAAAAUUUUAUAUUUUCUAAAAUCAUUGAAAUCCUCAAGGCCUAACUAAGUCAUUAAGAAAAGCUAUAAAAAUCAUUACAAUUACAUAAUUUUGUAGAAUACGUAAUAAAGAGAAGGCUACCCUGUGAA
This is a messenger RNA of Pocillopora verrucosa, 3627 nucleotides long. RefSeq lists its product as uncharacterized. The record is from RefSeq and is a predicted model, not a curated record. Lineage: Eukaryota; Metazoa; Cnidaria; Anthozoa; Scleractinia; Pocilloporidae.